AUGCCUCGGCCCGGCCGAAACACGUACAGCGACCAGAAGCCGCCUUACUCUUACAUCUCGCUUACUGCUAUGGCCAUUCAGAGCUCCCCAGAGAAGAUGCUGCCCCUGAGCGAAAUUUACAAGUUCAUCAUGGACCGCUUCCCCUACUACCGGGAGAACACGCAGCGCUGGCAGAAUAGCCUGCGCCACAACCUUUCUUUCAAUGACUGCUUCAUCAAGAUACCGCGGCGGCCAGACCAGCCCGGCAAGGGCAGCUUCUGGGCGCUGCACCCUAGCUGCGGCGACAUGUUCGAGAACGGCAGCUUCCUGCGGCGCCGCAAACGCUUCAAGGUGCUCAAGUCUGACCACUUGGCGCCCAGCAAACCGGCCGACGCGGCUCAGUACCUGCAGCAGCAGGCCAAGCUGCGCCUUAGCGCCCUGGCAGCUUCGGGCACCCACCUGCCCCAAAUGCCCGCGGCCGCCUACAACUUGGGCGGAGUGUCACAGCCGUCGGGCUUUAAGCACCCUUUCGCCAUCGAGAAUAUCAUCGCUCGCGAGUACAAGAUGCCCGGGGGCUUGGCUUUCUCCGCCAUGCAGCCAGUGCCCGCCGCCUAUCCUCUCCCGAACCAGUUGACUACCAUGGGCAGUUCCUUGGGCACUGGCUGGCCCCAUAUGUACGGCUCGGGCAUGAUCGACUCGGCCACUCCUAUCUCCAUGGCAAGCGGCGACUACAGCGCUUACGGGGUACCACUGAAGCCGCUGUGCCACGGAGGGCAGACACUGCCCGCCAUCCCGGUCCCCAUCAAGCCCACGCCGGCCGCUGUGCCCGCCCUGCCCGCCUUGCCCGCGCCCAUCCCCACCCUGCUCUCGAACUCGCCCCCCUCUCUCAGCCCCACUUCUUCGCAGACAGCGACCAGCCAAAGCAGCCCCGCCACCCCCAGCGAGACUCUCACCAGCCCGGCUUCCGCCUUGCACUCUGUGGCCGUGCACUGACCCGGAGCGGCUGGGCCCCACUACCCCCUCCCUGCUUCUCUUCCCUUUUCCCUAGCCCCACGCAGUCCCCGUUUCUGAGUCUCUCGGAGGUGUCUUCUCACCACCCACCCCACACCUGCUUCCUCUAUCCCCAACUUCCCCCAGGCCACAUAAGACCCCCAUUUCAACGGAGUGCAGGCUAGCUGCGCCAGGGUUGAAACUCCGACCAUUCCCGUUUCCCUUUGGUCCGGGCCCCGGGCUUCUAGAACUUUGUUUUGGACUGCAAAGGAAACAACACAAAAACUUGGGAGAGUCCAAAAACUUGGUGCCUCUGGGUGUGCGGGAAUUUUCGUGGCCCAUCCCCCACCGGAGGGGAAGGCUGAAGUUGGGUCACUCCCCCAUAUCUAUCCCCCAACCCCUACCCCACUGUGGGGUUAGGAGAGAAGCCCCCGUCUGGCACUCCCAGGCAUCCUGCCGAACCCGAACCCUCCAAGGCUUCUUGACGUCCCCCUUUUGGCAGAGUCAGCAGUUCAGAAAUAACCUAAACCGCCUCUGAGCAGAUUCCCUCUACUCUUCUACCUGCACCUACUCUGGGCUCACCACCACCAGACGCCUUCAGCUGUGAGGCGGCAGGGCAGGCCACUUGAGGUCUCGAACCUCUGUUUAUGUCUUAUCCAGAAGCUAGGGAUGGGACCACCAAGGCCAGAACUCCCACGCAGCCCAACCCCCCGGUCCUUACCCACGGUCACCCACUUCUCAGUGCUUCCCGGACAGCAGCCAGCAAGUUC
Molecule: messenger RNA, 1739 nt
Organism: Vombatus ursinus (common wombat)
Lineage: Eukaryota; Metazoa; Chordata; Mammalia; Diprotodontia; Vombatidae
Gene: FOXB1
Product: forkhead box B1
Exons: 1
Coding region: 1-972 (323 amino acids)
Biological process (GO): regulation of transcription by RNA polymerase II; cell differentiation; anatomical structure morphogenesis
Molecular function (GO): RNA polymerase II cis-regulatory region sequence-specific DNA binding; DNA-binding transcription factor activity, RNA polymerase II-specific
Source: RefSeq, a predicted model, not a curated record